This is a messenger RNA of Capra hircus (goat), 1330 nucleotides long. RefSeq names its product bone morphogenetic protein 2 (gene BMP2). NCBI's taxonomy places the organism in Eukaryota, Metazoa, Chordata, Mammalia, Artiodactyla, Bovidae. The record is from RefSeq and is marked provisional. Gene Ontology annotation, molecular function: growth factor activity; BMP receptor binding; cytokine activity. Gene Ontology annotation, biological process: SMAD protein signal transduction; negative regulation of transcription by RNA polymerase II; BMP signaling pathway. Gene Ontology annotation, cellular component: extracellular region.
AGAAGGAAGAGGCGAAGGAAGGGAACCGGGUCCCCGCGCCAGGUCCUUCAGCCAGAGCUUUUUCCAUGUGGAGACUCUUUCAAUGGAUGUGUCCCCGCGUGCUUCUUAGACGAUCUGCGGUCUCCUAAAGGUCGACCAUGGUGGCCGGGACCCGCUGUCUUCUAGCGUUGCUGCUUCCCCAGGUCCUCCUGGGCGGCGCGGCCGGCCUCAUUCCCGAGCUGGGCCGGAGGAAGUUCGCGGCGUCUGCUGGCCGCUCCUCAUCCCAGCCUUCGGACGAAGUCCUGAGCGAGUUCGAGUUGCGGCUGCUCAGCAUGUUCGGCCUGAAGCAGAGACCCACCCCCAGCAGGGACGCCGUGGUGCCCCCCUACAUGCUGGACUUGUACCGCCAGCACUCGGGCCAACCCGGUGCGCCCGCCCCGGACCACCGGCUGGAGAGGGCAGCCAGCCUCGCCAACACAGUGCGCAGCUUUCACCACGAAGAAUCUUUGGAAGAACUGCCGGAAAUGAGUGGGAAAACAACCCGGCGAUUCUUCUUUAAUUUAACUUCUAUCCCCACUGAGGAGUUUAUCACCUCAGCAGAACUUCAGGUCUUUCGGAAACAUAUGCCCGAAGCUUUGGAAAACAAUAGCAGUUUCCAUCACCGAAUUAAUAUUUAUGAAAUUAUAAAACCUGCCACAGCUAACUCCAAGUUCCCUGUGACCAGACUUUUGGACACCAGGUUGGUGACUCAGAAUGCCAGUAGGUGGGAGAGCUUCGAUGUCACCCCCGCCGUGAUGAGGUGGACCGCCCAGGGGCUCACCAACCAUGGGUUCGUGGUGGAGGUAGCCCACCCAGAGGACAGCCAUGGGGCCUCCAAGAGGCAUGUGCGGAUUAGCAGGUCUUUGCACCAAGAUGAGCACAGCUGGUCACAGAUAAGGCCCUUGCUUGUCACUUUUGGCCACGAUGGGAAAGGACACCCUCUCCACAGAAGAGAAAAGCGGCAAGCAAAACACAAACAGCGGAAACGCCUCAAGUCCAGCUGUAAGAGACACCCUUUAUACGUGGACUUCAGUGAUGUGGGGUGGAAUGACUGGAUCGUUGCGCCGCCUGGGUAUCAUGCCUUUUACUGCCACGGGGAGUGCCCUUUUCCCCUGGCUGAUCACCUGAACUCCACGAAUCAUGCCAUUGUCCAAACUUUGGUCAACUCAGUUAACUCUAAGAUUCCCAAGGCAUGCUGUGUCCCAACAGAGCUCAGCGCUAUCUCCAUGCUGUACCUUGAUGAGAAUGAGAAGGUGGUAUUAAAGAACUAUCAGGACAUGGUUGUCGAGGGUUGUGGGUGUCGUUAGCACAG